GUUAGUUUCUUUGUAUACCCCAAAAAUGUCGGAUCUGUAUUGAUUUACCUCAGUUUCUAAAUCGGAGGGUUAUAACGUUGCCACGUAGCUCAAUCGAAAAGCGUUGUAUAUAAUUUUUCCUAUUUUUCGGAUUUUUUACUUAUUAAUUCUUUUAUUUUUUGUUAUUUUCGAUCUAAACCCCUUGCUCUCGUGAAACCGAAAGAAACCCUAGGCCUCUUCCCGUCUUUCACGGUAAAAACAAAAAAGAAAAAAAAAUUUCAGAAAACAAAAUUAUCGAGAAAUUAAUUUAAAAAAUUGACAAAUCUAUUAGGGUUUCAAUUCGAAAUCCCUAGAUUCAAACCCUAGCCUGCGCUCGUACUCUUGAUAUUCAUGAUUCAGCAGAGAAAUUGAUGUUUUUUGAUACACCGAUCCAGAUCUGAAACAUGUGUGAUGGGAAUGUGAAAAGUGGGGGAUUGGGGGUUCCGUGUUUGGAUUGAGGGAUUGUUGAUGGAAAAUAUAAUAGCAAAUUCUCAUGGAGCGGAAAUUCCUAAGAAAUCAAGAUCUUUGGAUCUUAAAAGCUUGUAUAAAUCUGGUGAUUCAAAGGAGUCUUCUAAAAAUAAACGCUUGAAGAGGAAAGACAGUUCACAAGAAGGUGAUGGUGAGAAGAGGAAUAGUAAUAAUAAUAACAAGAGAAAGAAGAGUAGGAAAGCUCUGCCUCUCAGUAGUUUUAGAACUGUCCUUGAUAGCAAUAGUAGCAAGAGUUUAACUGAAUUGUAUAGUGGGGGGUUCAAUUCGGGGUUGCAUCAUCCAGAAAGUUUGAAGAAGUUGGGUUUGAGUCAGAAAUCAAAGAAUGGUUGCAGUGCUAAUGGCAUUUCACUUAGUUUGGGUGUCAGUGGUACUAGGAUCCCAAGGCGUAAACGUGGGUUUGUGGGGCGGAACAAGUUUGAGGGUGAUCAAGUGUUGAAGUUGGCAGGGCAAUCUAGUAGUACAGUUGGUGUUAACGAGGGAGUGAAGUUAGCCAGUGAAGAUUCUAGCACUCAGAAUGAGUCUUCAAAGGUUAAGCAGGAGAAGCUUAUUGAUGAUCUUAGGGAAAAUGGAAACAAUGAAUCAAGUUCAGUUCAGCAUUUGAAGGAAGAGGAUGGUGUUGCUCGUUACUCAGCUGUAAAUGAUGGCAACUCUUUGUUAAAACAAUCACAGAGGAAGCCUAGGAAGAAGAGGGAGUCAGUAAAGGGUGGUAAAAAUGUUGCUAAGAAGGCUGCGAGUUUAGCAGAUCCUUCUGUUAAGACAUGUGAUGAUUUUCAAGAAGAUGAUGAAGAGAAUCUUGAAGAGAAUGCAGCAAGAAUGUUAUCAUCACGGUUUGACCCAAGCUAUACUGGCUUUUCUUCAAACAGCAAAGUCUCUGUAUCACCAUCUGAGAAUGGAUUAUCUUUUCUCUUAUCUUCUGGUGAGAAUGCUAGUUCUAGGUCUAAGACGUUGUCUGGUUCUGAAUCUGCAUCUGUUGAUGCUUCUGGUAGAGUAUUGAGACCAAGGAAAGGUCAUAAAGAAAAGGGAAAUGCAAGGAAAAGGCGCCAUUUUUAUGAAAUUUUCUCUGGAGACUUGGAUGCGCAGUGGGUUUUGAAUAGAAGAAUCAAGGUGUUUUGGCCUUUAGACAAGAGUUGGUAUUAUGGCCUUGUCAAUGACUAUGACACAGAGAGAAAGCUUCACCAUGUAAAAUAUGAUGACCGUGAUGAGGAAUGGAUAAAUUUACAGAUUGAGAGAUUUAAACUCUUGCUUUUUCCCAGUGAGGUUCCUAGCAAGUCAGAGCGGAAAAGAUCUCGGCGAGAUAGGGGUUCUGACAAUAGAAUCUGGAACAUGAAGCACAACAAAGAGAAAGGAAAGAGAAAUGUCAUGACAGAAGAUGACAGUGGUAAUGGAAGCUAUAUGGAUUCAGAGCCCAUUAUCUCCUGGUUGGCUCGCUCUAGUCAUCGUGUCAAAUCCUACCCUUUGCAUGCUGUGAAGAGACAGAAAACAUCUGCUUUGUCUCUUAGUUCUCCAAGGCAACUGUUGUCGUAUGAUGAAGCUGUGGAUGAAAAUGGUUGUCUGUAUGGCGGUUCAUUGAAAGGGAACAAAGUUAAAUUGUUUGGUACCUCUGGAUUGUCAGACAGACCAGUUGAUGGCAGAAGGGUUGAGGGUUCUUCCUUGGGUAGCACUAGUUGCCCCAAAGACAGCAAAUAUCCCAUCGUUUAUUUUAGAAGGCGGUUUCGCAAGAAAGAGAACUUAUUUUGUCAGGCUUCUGAAGGCAAUUGUGUCACCGGUAGUGUGUCUGAAUCUGUCAAGUACCUUUGUUCUGUCAAUGAAUUUCAGGAUUUGGGAGAAUUUGAUGUCUGUUUGGAAAGGUUGGAUUCUGAAGGAGAUCUGUUGUUUAGUGAUGAUGCAGGGCGGUUGCAUUUAAAUAUUUCGUCAUUGCAUUCAAAACAAUUCAGGUUUGGGUUGAGCUUCCCUGUGCUCUCUGUUUCAAAUAAUUUAUUUGGAAUGAAGAGCUUUUGGCUGGUUCAUACUUUGUUGCUGCGUCAGUAUGGCACGGUGAUGACUGUCUGGCCAAUGAUUCAUCUGGAGAUCCUUUUUGUUGAUAAUGAAGUUGGACUAAGGUUUCUUCUGUUUGAAGGUUCCCUGAAACAGGCUGUAGCUUUUGUUUUUGAGGUCCUGACUGUAUUUUAUCAACCUAUUGAGCAGAGGAAGUUUGCUGAUCUGCAGUUGCCUGUAACUUCAAUCAGGUUUAAAUUUUCUUGCUCCCAAGAUUUUAGGAAGCAGAUUGUCUUUGCUUUUUACAACUUCUGUGAAGUGAAGCAUUCAAAAUGGAUGUUCUUGGAUUCUAAGCUGAAAAGACAUUGUCUUGUCAAUAGGCAAUUACCUCUGUCUGAGUGCACUUAUGAUAAAGUUAAGGCACUUCAGAAUGGAGCUAAUCAGCUACUCGGUUCUCCUGCUUGCAGAGAUUCCUCAUCACUUGAGGGUUUAAGGCAGAGAAGGUAUAGGCCGGGUAUGAGCCUUAUGAGUGUCUCCAGAGAACCUAGUUUUCUGAAAGUUGGCCAAUUUUCUUCCAAUUCUGAGAAUAAGCACAGAAAUCUUCCUCUGUUUGCCCUUUCUUUCAGUGCUGCACCUACUUUCUUUCUUAGUUUGCAUCUUAAGCUACUUAUGGAACAUAGUGGUGCUUGCAUUGGCUCUCAGGAUCAUGACUCUAUUGAGCAGCCAGGAAGCUCUGGCAAUUUGUUGGUGGAUGACAGUUGUAGUAGAGAGGGCUGUGUUAACCAAAGUUUUGAAAGUAGUGUAGAAAAAAAUCUGAAGGAUUCAUCAAAGAAUGCUGCUUCUGACGCUGAGUUAACAGCUCUUGAUCUCUCUGUUUGUGGUGAUGGGUGCUGUAAAAAGUCCUCACAGAAGGAUGAAAAUGGUGAUCAAAUCGAUGAUGGAACUUCUGCCAACUCUCAUGACCCUGAAGAAGUUGGAGCCAUGGUCAUUGGUCCAUUACAGAAGCAACAAUGUGACCAUUCAGAAUCUGAGCAAGUUAUUUUGUCACCAACGUCUCCAAUUGAUGGUGAUAAGAAGAGUACUGGGUCUAAUUCUGUUUUGAAUGCUAUUAGGGUUGAGAUUCCACCCUUUGAUCAGUAUGAAAAGCAUGUUAAUAGUGAAUUACCUGGUACUCAACAGUCUACUAAUUUGACUUGCAAUAUGAAUGGUGGCAUUAUCCCAAGUCCUAAUCCUACUGCUCCUAGAAGUACAUGGCAUCGUACUAGAAGCAGUUCUUCAUCUGUUGGUUAUCAUGCCCAUGGAUGGUCAGAUGGAAAGGCUGAUUUCUUCCACAAUAAUUUUGGAAAUGGACCUAAGAAGCCACGCACUCAGGUAUCUUAUUCAAUGCCCUUUGGAGGUUUAGAUUACAGCUCAAAGAAUAAAGGCCAUAACCAGAGAGGUCUUCCUCACAAGCGAAUUAGGAGGGCUAGUGAGAAGAGAUCAUCUGAUGUUUCUAGAGGUUCCCAAAGAAACUUGGACUUAUUAUCUUGUGAUGCAAAUGUACUAAUUACAAUUGGUGACAGAGGAUGGCGAGAAUGUGGAGCGCAGGUUGCACUAGAGCUUUUUGAUCAUAAUGAAUGGAAGCUGGCUGUGAAAGUGUCAGGGUCUAUGAGGUAUUCUUACAAGGCACAUCAGUUCCUGCAUCCUGGGUCUACCAAUCGUUAUACGCAUGCUAUGAUGUGGAAAGGAGGAAAGGAUUGGAUCUUGGAGUUCACUGACAGGAGCCAGUGGGCACUUUUCAAGGAGAUGCAUGAAGAGUGCCACAAUCGAAACGUUCGUGCAGCUUCGGUUAAGAACAUUCCUAUUCCUGGGGUUUGCUUGAUAGAGGAAUAUGAUGAAAAUGCAACAGAAUUGACAUUUGUUCGCAGUUCUUCCAAGUACUUGCGUCAGGUUGAAACUGAUGUUGAAAUGGCUUUGGAUCCAUCCCGUGUUUUAUAUGACAUGGAUAGUGAUGACGAACAGUGGAUUUCAAGAAUUCGUAAAUCUUCAGAAAGUGAUGCUAGCAGCAGCUCACUGGAAUUAUCUGAUGAAAUGUUUGAGAAGAUUAUGGACAUGUUUGAGAAGGCCUCGUAUACUCAACAGUGUGAUCAGUUUAAUUCUGACGAAAUACAAGAGCUCAUGGCUGGAGUUGACUCCAUGAAGGCAGUCAGAGCCAUCUAUGAGCAUUGGCAGCAGAAGAGGCAGAGAGUUGGAAUGCCUUUAAUUCGGCAUCUUCAGCCACCAUUGUGGGAAAGGUAUCAACAGCAAGUGAGAGAGUGGGAGCUAGCUAUGUCUAAAGUUAACCAUAAUCUCUCCAAUGGAUGCUCACCAGCUAUUGAGAAGCCACCCAUGUUUGCUUUCUGUUUGAAACCCCGGGGUUUGGAAGUUCCAAAUAAAGGGUCAAAACAAAGAUCCCAGCGUAAAAUUAUAGUGUCUGGUCAAAGCAACCCUGCAUUUGGAGAUCACGAGGGUUGUCAUUCUUUUGGAAGAAGAUCAAAUGGGUUCCUGUUUGGGGAUGACAAGGUUCUAUAUCCUGUGCAUAACUAUGAAUCUGUAGAAGAUUCCCCAGUGUCACUGUCUCAGGCAUCACCAAGGGUAUUUUCACCACGAGAUGCAGGCAUCAUGGGGUUUUUCUCCUUGGGCAGUGAUGGGUUUGAUAAGAAUCAUCACCUGAAACUUAAAAGAAACAAGUCAAAGAAAUUUGGCAGUUUUCUAUUGUCAAAUGACACACAAAUGAUGGCGUCAUAUAAUCAGAGACUGAUUGCCAAGAGAAGUGGAAGUCAUCAGUGGAAUAUGGGCAUUUCUGAGUGGCCAAGCCAGCGGCACUACUUCUCAUAUGCCUUUCAAAGGCAUAGCCCUGAAGAGUUGGAUAAUUCUGAUAUUGAUGAGUUCAGGAUGCGUGAUGCAUCUAGUGCAGCCCAGCAUGCGCUUAAAACAGCCAAAUUUAAAAGAGAAAAAGCUCAGAGAUUGCUUUUCAGAGCAGAUCUAGCAAUUCACAAGGCUGUGGUUGCUCUCAUGACUGCAGAGGCAAUCAAAGAAUCUUCCGAGGACUUAACUGGAGAUGAGUAGAAUGAUCUGAUGAAAUAUGGAGUGUUGACAGAGUGCAACUAGCCAGCAUCAUGCAGUUCUUUUAUUGAAGAGUACCUAAAGAGUUGACACUGUUUUUUCUCUCUCAGUGAUGGUGGCCAGAGUUGUCGUUGACUGAUCCAGUGUAAAAGUUCUAACAGGAGAGAUGUGAACAGUAAGAGUAGGUUUUUACUUCUGCUACAAAUCAUGGCAGUUUUUUUAUGCAACUUGUCAGCUUUUUCAGCGAUUAAGUUGUUUUUUAAUCCAAAUGGCAGGUUACUCAUUUCAGUGCAACUGUUGUUUUGAUCCUGCUGGUAAGGGGUGUAUGGAAGUUUGGCAGCCGAUCUUUGUACAGAUUUUUUUCCCUUACCUCUUAUUUUGUUCCUUUUUUUCCCCUUAGCCUUGAUAUCAGUGUAGCAGGUGGCCCAAAUAACAUAGCACCCCUUUGGCAUCAAAUUACAAUUUCCUGUCUGAUUGAAAUGUUUGGAGCAUUUGGUAGAUAUGUAUCAAACAGACGUGGACUUCUGAAAUGAGAAAAAAAAAAGAAAAAGAAAAUGCUGUAAGUAAUUAUCUUAUAAAUUUUCACACAGAUUUAUUAGACGGCAAGAAUCUUUUGUUGCUUC
This is a messenger RNA of Durio zibethinus, 6188 nucleotides long. RefSeq lists its product as uncharacterized. The record is from RefSeq and is a predicted model, not a curated record. Gene Ontology annotation, biological process: regulation of transcription by RNA polymerase II. Gene Ontology annotation, cellular component: NuA4 histone acetyltransferase complex. Lineage: Eukaryota; Viridiplantae; Streptophyta; Magnoliopsida; Malvales; Malvaceae.